AAUCGGCCCAUUUCCUCCCGCUCUCAUAGGCGCAACGUGUGGUGCCAGGGCACGGCCUAGGGCGCGACGUGGGCCCCCUGGACUCCAGUGGGUGGGCAGCGCGCCAUCGGGGUACGCGCUCUCCGGUGGUCCCGCUUCUCUCCGGGGGGUCUGCAGCCCCGUGGCGGCGGGGGCGUAGGGCGGCGGCCCGCCCCGGGGGCGGAUAAAGCACCGGCACCGCCCUGCGCGGGGCCAUCGAGCGGAGUGGAGCGCAGCGGGGCCGCGCCGGGCGCUGCUAUGGGAGCCGGAGCCGUGACGGGGCUGCUGCUGGUUACACUGCUGAUAAUGCCGGGAGCUGGAGCGCAGGACUGCUGGGAGGGAGAAUACUUACAUGAAGGCCACUGCUGCCUAUUUUGUCCAGCAGGUACUUACGUUGCUCAGCACUGCAGCGCUUCGCACUCGAGAGGAAAAUGCGUCCCUUGCACUGAAGGAGAGAGUUACACCGCCCAUGAGAACGGCCUGGAGGAGUGCUUGUCGUGCAGGCAGUGCAAAGAUGAUCAGAUAACUUUGAGACCCUGUACUCUGACACAUGAUGCUGAAUGCCAGUGCAAAGAAGGGUAUUUCUGCCCUGCCGAAGGAUGUGAAAUAUGUCAGAGAUGCAGUACAAUGUGUCCAGAUGGGAAAGAAAUCGUGCAGAAUUGCAAUGCUACUACGGACCUAGGAUGUGGCUCACCUGAUCAAGGAAGCACAGUAUUUGUUUGGAUUCCUGUGGUUAUUUUGGUGGUGGCUGUUGUUUUGGUGCUGUUAUUUGUAAUUAGAAAGCUAAAGAAUGGUAAAGCUGCUUCACCCGAUAAAGAUGCAGAGAAAGGUCUGGAGUCUGAGGGCAGUACUGAAAGCCUCAUUUUAACAGAAGUGGAGACACCUGCAAAUAAUGCAAACAACCCAGAGGAUGAGAACUCUGGUGAGAGCCCAGAGGACCAAGCACAAAUCAAUCUUAGUUCGGAAGUAAACAACCCAUCACCAGAGGAAAACAGCGUUGUGCUUUCUGAGCGGGGCACCAUCCUGCCCAGGGUCUGGAAGCACCAUGUGGAAAGGUGCUGGAGGAGGAUCGCUGAGUUUUCACGAGCAGCAAAAACUGGGGAGAAUCUUGCUUGCCAGCAGAAUGCCCUGUCUAAUGUACCAAGUGAUAGGAUUCCAGCAAAUAAUAUGGUACAAAAACGAAAAUACCAAAUAAUUGUUAAAGAUCUCUCUCAAAAAGAACUGAGAGAUAGCUUUUUGGCCUUUAUAAAGGAAGUACCACGAAAAAAAUGGAAGCGGCUUAUGAGAACUCAUCUGCCAGAAAAUGAUAUUGAUAAAAUUAUUUAUGACUUUCCUAAUGAUAUAGAAGAGCAAUGUUAUCAGAUGCUUCUCACCUGGAGAAACUCACUGGGAGAGAAACAAGCUAUUAUUAAGUUACUGAAAGAGUUAAGGUAUCUAGAUAGCAAGGCUUAUGAUAACAUAGUGAACACUUUAAAAAGUAAUAACAUUAUUAGUAAAGUAGAAGUUACAGAUUAAUGUUUAUGAUGAACUUCAGGAAUGCUCCUGUGUACAUAUGUAUGUCUACAAACUUCCUGUAAAUGAGGACAUCAACAAACUGCUAGUAAAAAUGAUGGCAUGGACUUGAUAUCCUCCUCACCUUCGCAUGGGGAGCUGGAAGCGAUUUAACGCUGUCGGUGUCGACACGGACUCCGGUUGUGAUGUUCACUAAGGUCUUUUGAGUUGCAUGAUAUUGAACUCAGACACCGGAGGCCGGCUUGAGAGCCAGGAGCGGCAGCUGACGCUUCCCUUCCCGUGAGGCGGGACCCUGCGGUACAGGCCCGGGCGGCGGCGGGCACCAAGAGGCUGCUGCCGUUUUUCUGAGAGAAUUGCGACGCUUUGGUUUCCGAAACAAACUUGUGUUUUGCUUUGUAUCGUUAUGCUGGGAACUCUUGUGUUUGAAGCACAGCAAUAAAAGGCUCGUGGGGCCAGACGCUG
This is a messenger RNA of Calidris pugnax (ruff), 1992 nucleotides long. RefSeq names its product tumor necrosis factor receptor superfamily member 10B-like. NCBI's taxonomy places the organism in Eukaryota, Metazoa, Chordata, Aves, Charadriiformes, Scolopacidae. Gene Ontology annotation, biological process: immune response; TRAIL-activated apoptotic signaling pathway; apoptotic process. The coding region runs from base 277 to 1533 and encodes 418 amino acids. The record is from RefSeq and is a predicted model, not a curated record. Gene Ontology annotation, cellular component: cell surface; plasma membrane. Gene Ontology annotation, molecular function: protein binding; transmembrane signaling receptor activity. The transcript has 10 exons.